AUGGUUGACGGUGCUUCCGGACGGAGGCCCGAUCACUAUCGUGUUUUGUCUGGAAAUCCGAAUAAGCUUCCCACAUUCGGCUACCGUGGUUAUGGUUUGAGCGACGGAAGCCCCUCAGAGGAGGGCUUGCUCUGUAAUGCGAUUGCAAUUGCAGAGUGGAUUAUGCACGUUGCCGGUACCCCACCUUUUUUGGGAACUGCUGUGGGUGUAUCUUUCGAAAGGCCUUACGCCUUUGAAACACAGCCAGUCCAUUUGGCCGGCAUGUUACUGGUAGCUACAUUCUCAGACGCAGCUAUGCUGACUGCCACCUAUUGCACUGACGGUCUUAUUCCCGUCUCCCAUUGCACGACUUUAUCCCAUCUUGAGGUUAUUCCACAGCCACCUGUCAACGUCUGGAAGAGCAGGGCUCGCAUAGCGGAAUUUGUCCGAGCAUGUGGAGGAGGACUUAGCAGAUACCAUAUCACAUAA
Messenger RNA from Coccidioides immitis RS, 468 nucleotides. RefSeq lists its product as uncharacterized. The transcript has 2 exons. NCBI's taxonomy places the organism in Eukaryota, Fungi, Ascomycota, Eurotiomycetes, Onygenales, Onygenaceae. The record is from RefSeq and is a predicted model, not a curated record. The coding region runs from base 1 to 468 and encodes 155 amino acids.